GUGAGACCUUCUGGUGAGCAGUGACGAGUACCCCAAUUUGUAGACUUCUAGACAGUCGGUGGGGCGAACAAGAUGAACCCCUCUGUUGAGUAUUUUUAUGCGGAUGUGCAGCACCAUGAUACUUCCUGUCAACGCGUGAUGAAACCGCGCAGGCUCCACCUGAACCUCAGGAAUCCUCUUUUUUUGCCGAGGCGUACAACUGUCAAUAAUUUCCUUGAUUGAUUCUUCAAGAACAUGACAUACUGCGUACAAUUCUUCAGGAUCAUGACCGCGUCGUGCUCAUCGUUGAAUAAUUUUAAACGACCAUGCAUCGCACGCGCACCCUUUAUUCGAUUUUGAACGAAGCUCGCGCAACGAACUGAGUUAAAUCGCGAAACAACUCCAUGUCCAUGAAGAUGCAGCAUGUUGUGAUGUUGUCGAAAGGUGGACAGCCUAGUGCUGUGACGAAGAGCCUUUGCGGCAGGACGCAGAGAGCACACUUGAGUACAACAGUGACGCAGAGAGCACACUUGAGCAGUACAACGGUAGGCGGCCUGUGCGGUAGGACGCAGAGGGCACGGUGUAGUACGACUACAGUGAUUGGACGCACUACAGCUGUUCGUCGGCUGGACCGGUACCAAUACGGAGGAAGCAGUAGCAGCAGCACGACAAAUGCAUUGUCGAGUUUGCAUUUUUAUGCGUUUAUCAACUUCUUAGAGUGUUCUUGAUGAUGAAGAAUAUGUUCCCAUGAGAUGAGGUCUUCAACCUAUUCUUACUUGAUGUGCAUGUGCUUGUUAAAUUUGAUGUACGUACGACGAAGUAGUUAACCUUAAAGUUCGUAAAUGCGGAUCAACACUAAGGAGCCGAACAAGAACGUUGAAUGAAUGCUCAUUUUCAACAACACCCAUUCUACAACGGAUUGGAAUUAUACAAAUACAAUACGUUCAUCUAGACUACUUCUAAGUUCUUGUUGUACACCCAGGAGCGGGGGAACAGUUCUGCAGGAGCAUUCAUUCGCUUAGGAGGUCCACGUGUGUUCAGAGGCGUGGCAUUGCUGGAAAAGUAGAGGUAACGGGAGGACCCCAAGCAACCUAUGACGCCCUUCUAGACGGUGGAAAGAUCAAUCGGGAUGAAAACCAGGUGGAAGUCGUAAAGCAUCUCGAAGCUUUGUCGAAUCUGAUUAAGUUAUGAGAACAUCAACAGGAACAGCUACUGUAGGAGUGUUGAAGGCGAGGAACAGUUGUACUGAGGCACAUCAUCUACUUCAGGGGUGCAGGAGGUAGACCUAGACGUAGAUGAUAGUUUCAGUUUAUUUUCGAUAUACAGAUCAUGAUAGAGAAGAUAAAAAGGAGCAUGAUGAUACGAUGUGGAGUAGAUCCAGGCUUCCUUCAAAUCUAGGAUAGAGACAUACCGGGUCGGCUGUCGUAACCGCACCUCCGUUUUUUGAAAUUUCAGACUUCUAAGGAGCGAUUAUGAGCCAAGAGAUUCCCCUGGUGCGGCUUCGGCCGCUCCGGCAGCAGCAAGCACACAAGCCGCUUCCGGAGGAGGAUUCUUUGCAAGCCUUUUCGGUAUGAGCUAGUGAUAGUUUAAUAGUAGGUAUACUAUAAUGAGCUUCGCAAUUGAACACCUUUAACCCAUGUUUUAUGAGGAGCGGUCAGGGAGUUGCUGUUGCGCCCACCCUCCCUGGUGCCUUGGUUGUAGUUGUACGUAGAAGGAAUAUUUAAUUGUUAGAAGAUUCUCCUUUCAGCUAGCUUUGUGGUCUAGUAUAAUCUAAUAGAAGCAAGAACUGCUUGAACACUUGUUCUCACUCCAUGUUUUAGUAGUUCGACAACUGUCUCUAGUACUCCGACUCCUGCAUCGGUUGUUGUCUCUACUCCGCCUACUGUAAUAUCAUGUACAAAAUUGUUCAUUUUUUCUAUGCUUUCAAGGUUCCUAAUUGUUCAAGGAGUCCUCGCGAUGAGAGCAUCUCUCUCUAAUCAGUUAUCAGUAAUAACGAUCUUCGAUGUAAACGACCUCGUUCUCGUUUAAUAACAAAUCGGAGGAGCAGCACCGCCAAAUCUGAACCGAGGUGGCGGGCCACAAACCGGAGGUGAGCUUCUUCCAGUAGUAGUUCUUCGAAUCCUGCAGCGACAACUGCCGCCCCUCGCGCCCCUCAUGAGAGCAUAUCUCUCUCUUCAUCUCUGUACUGCGCCUCGCGCCCCUCAUGAGAGCAUAUCUCUCUCUUCAUCUCUCUACUGCGCCUCCUUUUUUUCGUCCAAGAUUCGCUUGCUCUUCUUCAUGUGUCCUUCCUUGUUAGUUUCUCUGUGGCAAUUAAGUUGAUCUUUGCGGCAGCAAAGAAUACCGACUGAAUGCACUGAGAAUACUGAUACUGACUGAAUUUCAAGCAAAGAAUACUGGCUUGUUCACUCUUCAGGUGGUGCCGCCACGACUCCGAAUCCUCCAGCGACAACUGCCGCCCCUCGCGCCCCUCCACCGGCUGCCACACCGGAACUGAAGUUUGAUCACCCAAGAGGGCUGUAUAUCUACGGAGGCUGCGGAAGCGGGAAAUCUUUUCUUAUGGCACUUCAUGUUGUGUUUCUAUUUCUUUUGGAUUAUCUUCUGCUUGCUUGGUAUUGGGUUUAGGAGGAGAGCCGCGACGCAACCAAACUGUGAUAAAGAAAGAACUUCUCAAGAUGAAAAGGCUCCUGAGUUCUUACUUCAAGUAGUAGUAGAUCAACCCUAUUUCUCUAAUCUUCUGAUGGAUCUAUUCUACGACACGCAGACGCAUAUAGAGCGAAAGCGUCGCGUUCAUUUCCAUGAGUGGCUCAUAGAAGUGCACGAUAGAUUGCACAAGAAAACACACGGGAAAGGGCACGCUAAAGCCGAUAGUGUCUGGAGCGCGACUGCAGCAAGAGAACAGCGAGAGUCGCUACAGGUGUUCAAAUUGUUCGAUCAUCAUAGAUAUUUAUAUGUUUUUGACAAGAAGGUGUGGGUGGCUUAGAGCCUUUCGACAUAUGCAUUCCUCGGAUUUAUCAAGCAAAUGCCUCUCCUCUUUUGUAGUGGUGACACGACCACUUCUGAUUUCAUUCAUGCUCCUCAGCUACCACCCAAAUAGAACAAUCCGUAUACGAGGUUUAUUAGCUUGUUCUAGACCCAUUUUCUUUUCCAUCAACUACCGUAAUCGUAAUAAGUGCCUGGUCGAAGAUGGACUUGCGCUGUAGAACUGAACGACCUCAAGAACCAGUAGAAGCUCUACCUUCAAUACCCUACCAAUACCAUCUUCAGGCUGGUUCCUCCGACAAGGAUAAGAAAAGCGAUAUUAUGGAAUCCAUAGCAGACGACAUGAUUCUAGAAGCUUGGCUUUUCUGCUUUGACGAAUUUCAGGUGACCCAUAUAUCCGAUGCGAUGAUCAUGAAUUAUGGCUCCUGCGUAGUUGUGUUUCCGUGAUUGCAACAUGCAUACCUUUUCUAAGGUAAAAACCAAAAGCCCUCAAACCAUGGAGUGAGUGUUCAAAAAUACUCUGCUUUGAUGUUGUUGAUCCACAUGGUUGUGAUGAAUUGUGGCUACAACUUGUACUCUCAGACCGUCAGUCCCUUUUGCUCCCGUAUUCCUCUUUCAUAUCCCGCAGCUUUUCAGCAUUUUAUUUCGAAAGGGAGCAGUUGUCGUGAGCACAAGCAACCGCCCUCCAGAGGACCUGUAUCUGAAUGGGCUGAACCGACCACUUUUUCUUCCCUUUAUUCCUUUACUCAAAGAUUACGGCUAGUACAGGAGUCUUGUAAUUGUUUUCGUCUCUUCUUAUCCUCGUGGGCGGGGUCUGAAUCAACAUGAGGACUGCUUUAAUAGAGUUGUAAAAGACUGUUCUGUAGUAUAAUCGAAGAAAUCUUGGUUUCGCAAGUACAACUACAGGUCCUCCACCUCAGACCUUUUUUGCAAGUACUAGAGCUUCGGAAGAACAAAAGACUUUUGUUCCUUCUUCUAAUCUGCGCGUUGUGAGGUCGUGGAUAUCGCGAGUCAAACUGACUAUCGUCUCGUAACCGAUUAUGCGGAGGACGCUUUUCAGGUCUUCUUUUCGCCAAUUGACGACAAGCAGCGGGCUUUUUUCGACAACAAGUUUAAUUAUGGGUGUAGGGAAUUCAUCUCCCAAGUUAUCUGGAAGAAGAAAACAAGAAGAAAAAGCGAGCUAGAUGAUUCCUGAGAUGAAUUUCCUAUACCUCUAAUUUAAGCGGUUUACAGCUGGCAACGUAGUGCAAGAUGACGUGAUUGAAGUGCAAGGACGCAAGUUCAAUAUCCCAGCACGUGGAAGCAAGGUGAAAGUAGCAAAGUUCGAUUUUAGAGACCUCUGCGAUAAGCCACUUGGGGCUGCGGACUACAUCAGCAUAGCGAAAAGGUACUAAAAUUGCUCUUUCUUCUUGUGUGAAGAUACUUGUUGCCGCUAGUGGUUGUCGCAAUGCGUAAGAACAUCGCCGUAGUAGUUGAUCUUGAUGGCGGAGACAGCCAUGCUGCUACUUCUAGUUUAAUUUGUAACAUACUUCUUCUACAUAUAAUUUAGAUUUGUGCUCGUCCUAUACGAAAAAUCUUCAGCUUCCACACCCUAUUCAUCGAUAACGUUCCCGCUUUGAGCCUGCAAGAGCGGGAUCAAGUCCGCCGUCUCAUCACGCUGAUCGACAACCUCUAUGAGCAAAGAACAAAGUGCGUUUUGCUGAGUGAGACGAGGGCUGCGGAAAUCUUCUCCGUAGUUAAGGUCUGUGUCAAUAUUUUUCCGGAGUUACUACCUUACUGGUUGGCCUCGCAAGUAGACGCUAAUAGCUACACAAGAGGUACCAUGGGCCUCCUUUUCAAUAAGUUACUUUGAAACACGAGGUACCAUGACAUGACAUGACCAAGUAAAGCUGUGAUUUGGAAGAUCAGAUUGGAGACACAUGACAUGACAAGCCAAGUAAAGCAGGAGCAAGGGAGAGAGACCGCUGAAGUAUCCUUUUCCUUGACAGCAUCCGUGGUCGCGUCUUUUUCAAGUAGUAAAAGGGCACAGGAGGGAUGGUCGUGGUCUCAAGGAUGUGACUGCGGUUGUACUGAGUUCUAAUGUAGAUCCAUCAGUGGACAAGAAAACGGCGAUCCAAGACGAGAUAUUUGCGUGGGAUCGAACGGUCAGUCGUUUGACGGAGAUGUCCAGCAUCGAAUAUCUUAGGGAAAGAGCGCAAAGCCUGCCUCCUAUGGAAUUCUGGGCACAACUCUCGAUCAUACAGAAAUUUCAGGCUAAUGGUACUAUCAUCUUGGGCACUACUACUCUACUUUCAUCUUGAUUUUGGAUACUUCUUUUCAGGUGAACAUACAAGUACAAGUAUGCUUUUUCGUAAUUAAUUUUGAAGCAGGUUCGUUGUUUCACACCGACAUUCGUCACAAGUAGAAUUCUUACUCCUUCAUCCUGACGAUCUACUGCAUUUUUUCUAGGACUGGCAUGUAAUAUUCAACAUGAGCAACUUACUACGACACUGCUGCCACCCCACAGGAAUAGGAAGCUACUUAAUAUCCUGAUCUAUUCUUCUACCUCUGGCAGGUACCAGUGGCCCCGGUGGGACCCGUGGUGGAUUCCGACGCACGAAGUCUCAGUUGACGACUAUCCAAGACCCCGAAAGCAGCAAGUAUGCAGAUGAGGAGAUUGAUGAAAUCUGGAGUCGGUUUGACGUCGACCUAUCGUUAAGGUGGUUUCCAACAUUACUUUUACUUCUUCCUUGUAGUUCAGUAAGAGUAACACAACUAAGUUCAGUACAUCCCUGACUUAUCAUUACAUUCUUCACUUUUAUCUUAUCAUUAAGGUGGUUCAGUAACACAACUAAAUAAUUAACUUGUGAUUUUUCAGUAAGAUUACUCAGUAACUACAGUGAAGAAUGUAAUCUUGUACUUAGUUAGUCCUGACUUAUCUAUCAUUACAUUCAUAUACCCCGCGAAUGGGUACAUCAAUCAAUCAAUCAAUCAAUCUUCACUAUAAUUAACUUAUCAUUACGGUUUGCUUCCCACAUUAAUACAUCCUUCACGAACUACAUCCCUGACUCUUUUUCACUUUGCUUCCUUAUCAUUAACAUUCCGACUUUACUUCCUUAUCAUGAAGGAUUCCCUGACUCUUUGUCUUUUUCCACCGUGACGGUCUCAGAUAUAAUAUCUGAACUUGGACAAUGGACAUGAUAGGAACUCGUCAGAUAUAUCGAACUAUGGUCAUACGAAAGUUGGGAAUCCUCGAACUCUGAUACAUCUGAACUUGGAUCAGAGACUUCCAAGCCCUCUCUAAUAUCAGGCGAGCUGGAUAGAGACGAACUUUCCACAGUGGUCCAUGAAAUCCGGACAUUUCACGGCUCAGCGAAUGAUAUCACAUCGGGUAUUAUUGUUUAUAAAUUUGCAUGCUCUGGUUAGAACUUCUAGAUGAAGAUGAAGAUAAUCAGAGGGAUACUCCCACUUAUUUCAUUCAAGAAUCCCACUUAUUUCAUUCAAGAAUCCCACUUAUUUCAUUCAAGAAUGAUAUGCCAUGACUUGUGUUCCUACUUCAUCUUGUACAGGAGCGAAAAUAUAUUUAGUCUCCUCAUCAUCUUAUUUAUCAUAGUAGGACUAACCGGAGGAUUUAGGUUAUCAUAGUACGAAGCUCGUAGAACUCAGAAGAGAUUCAGGGAAGUCGUAGGCGCAAUCCGAACCGACUAACGCCAUCAUCGUAGUACGAAAUGGUCGCCAUUAAUCGUCCUGCUUUCAUUCAAAACUGAGUUUUAUACCCCGCGAUUGGGUACACUACUACUAAUACUACGAUCUUCCAGGUUUUUAUCAUAUGAUGAAGAUACGACCCUUCUCUUUUUCUAUCUUUUCUUGGUUUUCAUUUUUUCUAGUUAGGUCUACUGCUCCACCACGCAUAUAAUCAUGAAACAACGAUUACGACUACCACAAGGAGGACAAAUACUUAUAAUUAAAAACAUAAACACUGCAUGCCCGUCAAUUUGACUGGGUAUAUCAUCGUCAUCAGAUGAAUUCGACAUGGUUUGGCGUGCUUUCGAUACGGACGAGAGCGGCACCGUCGAUAAGGACGAAUUUCGUGCUUACGUUAAGAAAUACACACUGGAACGAAUGCCACCGUUUCAAAUCAGUCCUGCUGGCAGCAGUCCCGAACUUAUCGUCAAAAUGGAUCGAAAAGGGAGCACGAGGGGAUCAUGAAGAAGAACUGUUCUUGUUUUGUUGUAUUAAGGAGGAGCAGCUGAAGAACUUCUUGCUCUGAGGCGAAGAAAGAGGAUGAACAAGAAGAGUGAUACUGGGAAUUAUCUUCGAAUAAAGAAGAUGCUUUGCUUUUGAUGAGAUAUAAUAUUUAUACUUCUGGAAGUAGUUUUUGAUCUUUUUAUAGUUAUGAAGAUAUAUUUUUUUUCUUAGUUAUGAUAGAUAGAAGUGGCCGCAAAAAUAAUUUCUUACUUGAGGACGGACCGUUGAGGUUGAUGUCGCUAUUUCUUUAUUAUCAUGAAUUACAGAAAAGUAGAAACCCUGAACAGUACUUAAAAGAAAAUGUUAUUCUUGUUAAACGAUUCGCGAAAUCGCAGCUAAACGCAAAAAUGUCGGGCUCCUGUUGUGAAGUGGGCCCUGGCUACUUUCUAAGGUUGUCACGAAUGACAGGAUCCUUGAAGGAGAUGGCUUGGAGAUGUUCAAAUCACUAGUGCAGCAUUGUUCUCCAAAGCAAACACCUUUUCACCGUCUUUAGUAGAGCAUACACUUUAAUAAUUCUCUCUUGAAAGAAACAUGUUGUCGCGGCAGGAGCAGCAGGAGGACCUGAUAAGG
Messenger RNA from Amoebophrya sp. A25, 7755 nucleotides. The record is from the annotation of a GenBank genome assembly. Lineage: Eukaryota; Dinophyceae; Syndiniales; Amoebophryaceae.